Messenger RNA from Syngnathus typhle (broad-nosed pipefish), 1222 nucleotides. RefSeq names its product DAN domain family, member 5 (gene dand5). The record is from RefSeq and is a predicted model, not a curated record. NCBI's taxonomy places the organism in Eukaryota, Metazoa, Chordata, Actinopteri, Syngnathiformes, Syngnathidae. The transcript is spliced from 2 exons. Gene Ontology annotation, biological process: determination of heart left/right asymmetry. Bases 119 to 862 code for a protein of 247 amino acids.
UCACCAUUUAGGUACCUUGGACCAAACCACCUCCCUAGAAUUUUUUUUCUACGCCAUUUUGCAUUUAGUUUUAUUCAAAUUGAAUAUCUAUUUUUUGUGAAUUAAUUAUUUUUUCAUCAUGAUGUUGCAGAUGAUCAUCGUGGUAUUUUUCUCUACUUGGGCGGGGUCUUUCCCAUUCCCUCGCAACACUUUGGAGCACGCCCGAAAAGUGUCAAAAGUUGACUUUGAGUCAUCCGGUGUUGGACCCAGCGAGCCUGUCCGUGGCCUAGUGAGGGUGCUCCAGCUGGACCCACGCACUCUGACCCGAUCCAGGCUUUUUGGAAGGACAGGCCAGACCCGGAGCGCCAGACCGCCCUUCCCCGCCUUCCUGUCCCACGGGCGGCCCGGACCGGCCCUCAAGGCUGCUGAGAGCCCGCUGCGCCACCUUCAGCCUGAAAGACCAGUUGAGACGGAGCACAAGAAGAGACAAGGCCUGCACAUGUGGCAGAGGGCCGUCGAUAAAGGACACAAGAUCCCCGUGUCUUUGCCCGCCAAUCUUAAGGAUGCCAAACAGACGUGCGCUGCUGUUCAUUUCAUCCAGCGAGUGACAGCAGAGGGUUGCAGCACAGUGAGCAUCCACAACAAGCUGUGUUUCGGCCAGUGCAGCUCCCUGUUCGUCCCAGUCGAGGUGGACCCGGCCAGCAAGGGAUUCCGCCAGCGCGCUCCCUGCUCCCGAUGUGGCCCUUCCAAGGCCCGCGCCGUCACUGUGCCCCUGCAGUGCGGCGCUGAGGUCCGCCAGCGGCGAGUGAUGCUGGUGGAGGAGUGCAAGUGCGAGACGGGCCGUGAGGAGAAGAACCCAGAGGAGCCUUCACCACAUUUGUGAGUGCUUUACAGCAGAAUUGAAGAGAGGGUGCAAUUUGGAGUCAUCAUUAUGUCAUCUCACCUCCAUUAUAUGGAAAAAAAAUUGGGAUACUAUUAAUUAUGCAACAUCUGCACCAUCAAAUGAAAUGUUUUUUGAAAGUCCUCCGCCAGGUAGGGUUGUUUUGUACAAAAUCCCGAUAAUUAUUUAAAUCCCCCCAGAAUUUUAUUUUGGUGCAAAAAAUACCCCCAAAAGUUUAAAUAUGUUUAAAUAUAUGUUUUUCUAAUCGACUGUGUAAAGUCUGAACGUGUUGUUCAGAAGGCUAACGAUGCUUAUUCAAGCUAAACACUUUCCAGACAGUCCACAACGGACAUGUGUCUACGU